This is a messenger RNA of Engraulis encrasicolus (European anchovy), 4699 nucleotides long. RefSeq names its product heparan sulfate 6-O-sulfotransferase 2 (gene hs6st2). The record is from RefSeq and is a predicted model, not a curated record. Gene Ontology annotation, molecular function: heparan sulfate 6-sulfotransferase activity. Gene Ontology annotation, cellular component: membrane. Bases 288 to 1826 code for a protein of 512 amino acids. Lineage: Eukaryota; Metazoa; Chordata; Actinopteri; Clupeiformes; Engraulidae. The transcript is spliced from 4 exons.
CCCGAUCACGGUGGAGGUGUACGAGAAGAUACACGCUAAAUAUGGUGUGUUUUUAUCGGUAAAUAUCAAAUUACUGUUGGUUUAUGUGAUCCUCACCCCUUCGGCUUCAACACAUGGUACCGAAACGGACAAAAUUGCGUCUGGAAGCAGGGCAAAUCCUCGUUUGUUGAGGCUGUUGUGCAGCUAGCUGGCUCAGUUUUGGAGACAUCAAAAGGCAACAUUCUUCUUCCCCGGCCGAGGCAGGGGGCUGCCUAGCCGAGUAAUGCUUCCGAGCUCACCGCGAGAAGAUGGAUGAAAAGUCCACAAACAGCCGACUUCUCAUCAUCCUGGUGAUGGUGGUGUUGUUCGGCGUGAUUGUGCUACAAUAUGUUUGUCCUAGCUCCGACUGCCAGUUGCUUCACCUGGGGUCAUUGUCCAAGUCUAGAGAGAACGCGCCGCAGUCGCAGGCUGGGGGAAUCGAUGCGGCUAACGGCGGGAGUACUGGAGACCCCUAUGUCGCCGAGGACGGUGCCAUGUCUCGCUUCGUGCCCCAUUUCAACUUCACCACAAAAGAUCUGGAUCGGGUCAUAGACUUUAACAUAAACGGCGACGAUGUUAUAGUGUUCCUGCACAUCCAAAAGACUGGCGGCACAACCUUCGGACGCCACCUAGUCCGCAACAUUCACUUGGAGAGGCCUUGCGAGUGUCACGCUGGCCAAAAGAAAUGUACCUGUUUCCGACCAGGGAAGAAGGAGACAUGGCUUUUCUCCAGGUUUUCCACCGGCUGGAGCUGCGGUUUACACGCAGACUGGACGGAGCUGACCAACUGUGUCCCCUCGAAGAUGAGCGUCCGCCAGCCUCCAGCGGAACCCCAUAAGCUACCAAGGAACUACCACUACAUAACGAUCCUGCGUGAUCCCGUAUGGCGCUACCUGAGUGAGUGGCGGCAUGUGCAGCGCGGUGCCACCUGGAAGGCCUCAGUGCACAUGUGCGACGGCCGAGCACCCACUUUAGACGAGCUGCCCAGCUGUUACCCGGGCGAUGACUGGUCUGGUUGCUCAUUGGACGACUUCAUGGCCUGCCCUUACAACCUGGCCAAUAACAGGCAGACGCGCAUGCUGGCAGACCUGAGUCUGGUGGGCUGCUACAACCUGACGGCCAUGAGCGACCGCGAGCGUGGUGCCGUGCUCCUGGAGUCGGCCAAGCGCAACCUGCGCCACAUGGCCUUCUUCGGCCUGACGGAGUACCAGCGCAAGACGCAGUACCUCUUCGAACACACCUUCCGACUAGCCUUCAUCGCCCCCUUCACACAGCUUAAUGGUACGCGCGCCGCCAGCGUGGAGGUGGAGCCUGAGACGCAGCGUCGGAUACGGCAGCUGAACCAGUGGGACGUGGAGCUGUACGAGUACGCCCGAGACCUCUUCCUCCAACGGUACCAGUUCGCCCGGCAGAAGGAGCGGCGUCAGGCCCGGGAGAGACGCCGCCAGCAGGCCCGGCGACUAAGGACUAAAGGCCAGCUGUCUGCACCUCCACCACCACCUGUACUUCCAGGUACCAGGGGAGGGGGAGCAGUGCUGGGUGCGAAGCCCAGCAAGGCACCACUAAGGCUGGGGAGGCCGCAGCAGCAACAGCAGCCUGUUGCGGAGGAGGAGGAGGAGGUGGAGGUGGAAGAGGGGGAGGACACAAACCAAAUUCGAUAUCCAAAUCAGAACCAGGUGUCGCCGGAGUGGCUGACGGAGGACCAAAGCAAGGGGGGGGAGUGGGAGGAGGGGGAUGCCCAGCCAUGGUGGGACGCGGACGGGAGCGACUCGCUGGAGGACUACCUGGACAAUGUGGAACAGUGGUGAGAGGCUUGAAGCCCCGCCAGAGACACAUGGGGCUCAACACGAAAUACUCUCUCGAGUCAUAACAUGGUACUGGUGAACAUGUGGGGCGCAAGCUGAACUGGGCAAAGAAAAGACGGAAAAGUCGGCCUCAGGGAUUGGUUGAAGCUGGCUUUUUCGUCUUGUUUGUCUAUGCCAUUGUGGUCCUGCUCCCUGGUCAGAGACUUGGAUGUGUGGCCUUUAACCUGUUUUAGCGUAAUCAGAAAUGCUCACUGGUUCAAAACAUGGUACUAGUGAACGAUUGAGGGUGGGUGAGGCCUUGCUAGAGACCUACUGGGACAAAUAGGGAGCGUUCACUCGUUCAUAACAUGGUACUAAUGAAUGAGUGAAUGUUUCAGAAAUGGUGAAACCAUAGACAUAGGCAUGUGGACAUCACAAAGUUAAGGUUCUAUCUGAAAUGCUGACUUGUACACAACAUGAUGCGCUACACAGGGAAACAAAAUGCAUAUCGUGGACUAUGUAUUGAACGAGUGAGCGAUUCAGAAACAGUGAAACCACAGGUACGGACAUCCUGGCUUCGCAAAAUAAGGCUCAGUCUGAAAUGUUGAGUUUCCACUACGUUGUGCACUUUGUAGGUAUGAAAGUAAUACAAAGGAUGCUCUGUGCGGUGAACUAUGUAUUGAACUAGCAAACAAUUCAGGGGUGUGUUUCUCCAAAGCGAAGUUGUUAGCUAGUUAGCAACUUCAGUAGUUGCCAAUGGGAAAUUACAUUGCAAACAAGGUAGCAACUUUGGUUUCGUGGAAUGCACCCCAGGGUAGUGUUUCUUGAAAAUGUAGUUGCUAGCCAGUUAGUAACAUGGGUUGUUUCCAAUGGGAAAUUGCAUUGCAAACAACAAAGGAGCUAACUUGGUUAGCAACUAUGGUUUUAAGAAAUGCACCCCAGAAACGGUGAGACCCGGGCCUGGAUAAAGAUGGCCUAGGGCACCUAGACUACAGGUUUCUGUGGGCCUCACCGCAAGGCAAAUUUCACGACAGAUUUACCCACACAUGUCAUAAUUACCAGCUAGGAAUUAAGAAUAACAUUUCUACCAACUGUCCUCAACCACAAUCAGGGGCCCCCUGGCAGAUAAGGGCACCUAUGCUACAGCCAUAUCUAGCCUGUGCGCUAAUCCGGGCCUGGUGAGACCAGAGAUGUUGUCAUGCAGGCUUCACAAAAGUAGUGUAACUUGCAGUGGCUUGUUUGUUCCAGUUGCUCAUAUCAUUUUCAUCAGCUUCAUCCUAAUCAACACUGCUCAUCUGUCUAUCUGCCUCAUGGGCUGUACCUGAGACCUUCUCUACAUUCAUUCCCUAUACACAGUGCUCUAUGUGGGUUACAUUUGCUGGAUCUCAAAUGGUGCACUUCUGUACUUCAGUGUUCAUGUUCCAGUGCAUAUGGCGUAUUAAUUAACACACAGUGCCCGAAGUGCAAAAGUGCACCCUCUGAGACACAGCAAUUGUUUUGUUUUCAGUGUAGUGCACUAGGUACAAGUGGACAUUUCAGGUUCAAACCCAGUUCAGAUUUGGUCAGCAGGAGAUUAGUGGUGGGGUGAAGCAAAGGUGUUUACUACUGAAAUUCAAAUAAACCUUUGUAUGGUUGGCCAGUUAUAAUUACAACCUCCAUGGUUGUUCAAGUCAAGCCGGAAGUCAGUGCACGUCAUUUUCAAAACUGUAUUUACAUGUUAUACACUUAACGGCCCGAAAAAUGGGUCACUAACCUGAGUCUAUACCGGGUGGAUAUUGGUACCAACCUAAAGCUGGCAAAAUACAAGUGUGCCGGGACACAGAAAUUUCAGAUACAGAAUGUCCAUCAACUGUUGCAUGGAUUGGUGAAAAGGCAAUGGUUAAUGGUUCACAUUUUGUAGGCCUACAGCCAAUUGCCAAGUCUGGUCCAUACACAUCAGGGUUUUUUUUAACCUUGUGAGGCCAAGGUGUCCAUUUCUGUGGUUUUACAUGAACAAAAGAGACAUGGAAAUCUGAACAGAAGAGUAAUGACCACUGAACCACCUCCGCCAUUAGGCUACGGGUCCCUGGCAGAAACUCAAAUCACAUCAGGCAGCCACAUACACCCAACUACUGUUGUAGCGGUACAAUACAAGACAUUUUACAGCUCUGCUGCAGUUUGCACACACUAUGCUCUGUUAUUGUAAUAAUAAUAUUAUUGAUGUCAUACAAGAACAAGUUUAAAGGUUUGUGGUACUGUACACUACAAUGUUAUAAGCGUGUAACAUAUUUAACUUGACUCUACAAAGUUCUCUUCUCAAUCUGUGUACAUCACAAUCAGUCCCCUUUUCCCCACAUCCCACCACCGAAUGUCCCAAUCGUGCUCCUGGACUAUAUAAAUACUGAACUGUAUGAUAUAAGCUUCCUCUUUUUAUACAGAAUCGAAACAAAAAAUGCCUUUUUUUGUCUGAUUGUUGGAAUGUUUUUGAUAUGCAUUAUGUCAAGAUUGUCAUGAAAUGAAUUUGAUUUAUUUUGUUCUACCGAUGUAUAUUGAGCUUCAUAUGUUAAGUUUUGCCAUUUACAAUUCAUUGUAUUUGUCCAAAACAAUAGACUGAAAAAAAGAUGGCACGUGAUGGGUGACUGGGUGACAGUUGUUAAUUGUUUACUACAAAUAAAUUUUGUAAUAACCUCGUAUCUACUUCUAUAUCUGGCUGGUGAAUUUAAUGGCCGUGCAACUUGACACUUGUUUUCCCUGCAAAUGUCUAUUACGGAAGCCACUGGCCUCUUAUUUUAAGUGGAGAAUGUUGUUUACUUGGAUACCUAGAAAUGUUUACAACUGAUAUGGACCACCCUCCGCAUGAUCCGGACGCCAUAUUUUUCUCUCUCUCAGCAGCACUAGAUGGCGCUCAUGUCCACUCA